This is a messenger RNA of Lachancea lanzarotensis, 2112 nucleotides long. RefSeq names its product LALA0S10e03466g1_1 (gene ENP2). NCBI's taxonomy places the organism in Eukaryota, Fungi, Ascomycota, Saccharomycetes, Saccharomycetales, Saccharomycetaceae. The record is from RefSeq and is a predicted model, not a curated record. Gene Ontology annotation, biological process: maturation of SSU-rRNA from tricistronic rRNA transcript (SSU-rRNA, 5.8S rRNA, LSU-rRNA). Bases 1 to 2112 code for a protein of 703 amino acids. Gene Ontology annotation, cellular component: small-subunit processome; nucleus; nucleolus. The transcript has a single exon. Gene Ontology annotation, molecular function: protein binding.
AUGGUUCUCAAAUCGACGUCAGCGAGUGAUAAUUCUGUGUAUCAAGUUUCUGGUACAAAUGUUUCAAGGUCUCUGCCGGACUGGAUCGCGAAGAAGAGAAAGCGGUCGCUCAAGCAUGACCUGGAGUUUCAAAACCGCGUGGAGCUGGUUCAGGAUUUCGAAUUCAGUGAGGCUUCCAACAAGAUCAAGUGUACACCAGAUGGUCAAUACGCUAUGGCCACGGGUACAUAUAAACCACAGAUCCACCUGUAUGAUUUUGCAAAUCUAUCGCUAAAGUUUGAGAGACACACGGACGCCGAAAACGUUGACUUUUUGAUCCUUUCUGAUGACUGGACAAAAAGCGUUCAUCUACAAAACGACAGGAGUAUUCAGUUUCAAAACAAAGGUGGUCUUCAUUACACCACGAGAAUACCUAAGUUUGGGCGGAGUUUGGCGUAUAAUAAAGCAAACUGUGACCUGUACGUGGGUGCCAGUGGAGACGAACUAUACAGACUUAAUUUGGAACAGGGGAGGUUUUUGAAUCCUCUCAAACUUGACACGGAGGGUGUAAAUCAUGUAUCGGUGAAUGAAACGAAUGGGCUGCUCGCAGUUGGUGUGGAGGAUAAUGUGGUCGAAUUCUGGGACUCCCGCGCCCGGUCCAGGGUAGCAAAGCUGAUCUUGGAAAAUAGCUUUGACACAUCUCCCUUUCAAGUUACAGCGACUAGCUUCAGGAGCGAUGGUCUCAAUUUUGCAUGUGGUACAUCAACCGGUUACUCUUACUUGUACGAUCUGCGGACUUCGCAGCCCACGAUUGUCAAGGAUCAGGGCUAUGGUUUUGAAAUCAAGAAGAUCAUAUGGCUGGAGAACACAGGAGCAGAAGGCGGGAGCAAUAAUAUACUCACUUGUGACAAAAGGAUUGCUAAAAUAUGGAACAAGAAUGAUGGGAAGGCUUAUGCUUCAAUGGAGCCAAGUGUGGAUAUCAAUGACAUAGAGCACAUUCCUGGUACCGGUAUGUUUUUCACCGCAAAUGAAGGUAUUGCGAUGAAUACUUACUACAUUCCCAACUUAGGGCCUGCCCCGCAAUGGUGCUCCUUCUUGGACUCUAUUACUGAGGAAUUGGAAGAGAAACCAAGUGAUUCCGUCUACUCGAACUACAGAUUUAUUACGAGAGAUGACGUCAAGAAAUUGGGACUGGCUCAUUUGGUGGGUUCGAAGGUCUUGAGGGCAUACAUGCAUGGGUUUUUCAUCAACAACGAACUCUACGAUAAAGUUGCGCUCAUUGCAAACCCCAACUCAUACAAAGAUGAAAGAGAAAGGGAAAUCAGACGUCGUAUUGAGAAAGAAAGGGAGUCGCGCAUUCGUACAUCUGGGGCUGUCAAGAAGCCUCAGGUUAAGUUCAACAAAGACUUGGCGGACAAAUUGUCUCAGAAACGCGGUGACAAGGACACUGAAAAUGUUCUUACGGAUGAUCGUUUUAAAGAAAUGUUUGAAGACGAAGAUUUCCAAGUGGACGAACAAGAUUACGAUUACAAACAAUUGAACCCCGUCAAAUCUGCUAAAGAAACUGACGAAGGUGCUGCGAAGCGUAUCAGAGCACUCACUGCUGCAGAGGAAUCCGACGAAGAAAGAAUUGCUUUGCGGGAGGGUCGUGGUCAGUAUUCUGAUUCUGAGGAAGAGGAUGACGAUAAAGAUGACGAUGGCGACGAUGACAGUGAAAGCGACCGUAAACCUAAUUCUAACGAAAUGAGCGAGCAAGAAAAGAAGGCACUCGCCAAGAAGAUCGCAGCAGCCCAGCGUCGUGAACGGGAGCGUGCAACUGAGGCUCAGUUCAUGAAUCAAAUGAGUGUAGGAAUGGUAUCCAGCGACGCGCAGGGUGAAGCAUUUGACACGAAAGUGCAAGAAAUGCGCCAGAAAGAGAGCCAACGCGAUCAAAAUACAGCUGGUGUUCGUCGCAACCAUCAAGGAGAAGCUGAGUUCAGCUACGUACCUACCAAACGUCCAUCUUCCAACAAGAAUAAUAAAAAGAAUAUCAGGACCGGUAGCGAUGAAGAUACACCACAAAGAGAUAGCGGAAGGUCUAGGGCACGCUCCCAGGGUAGAAGGGCUGGUAAGAAUGCAUUUAGGGGCAUGUAA